This is a messenger RNA of Linum trigynum, 3124 nucleotides long. The record is from the annotation of a GenBank genome assembly. Lineage: Eukaryota; Viridiplantae; Streptophyta; Magnoliopsida; Malpighiales; Linaceae.
AUUAAUUUGGUAUUAGAUAAUAUCGAUUGGGACACCGAAGUACCGAUUUGGAUACCAAAAUAUUUAGGGAUUGGGAUUGGGAUACCGAAAUUAUUUAGAGAUUGAGAUUGGGAUUGAGUUGAAGGUGUAAUUUGGUAUUUGAGAUUUCGGUAUUUGGUAUUAGAAUACCAAUACCGUACCGAUUUCCAGCCGUGCUUGCACCCUUUUCACACACAAAAAAAGAAGAAGGGCCCAAUUCUAUUUCAGUUCUAUUGGGCUUCAUUUUUGCGGUAGAGGACGACGGUCUAACUCCUUCACUUUCACGUACCUUGCAAAAUUUCCCACAGAUAUUCCCAAUUGCCGAUCAGUAGGGUUUAUCGAUUCACUAUCUCCGGCCAGGCGGUAGGGUUUAUAGUAAAUUCUCCUUCCGCAUCCACCCAGCUUUAAGGGGGGCCAGAAUCCGACCUCGGCGGCAGUGCAAGAGUCAGCCGGUCUUAAAAUGGCUAGUGCUCUUUCUAGAACUGUAAAUCAUUUGCGUAAAGCGUAUCGAUUUGCAAACUCCCACCACGUCGGUCAGUUUCGCUCGCUAACGUCGGUGCCGCCAUCGUCAGUUCUCGAGAGUCUGCCUCUCUUUCGCUCGAUAGCGCCUUUGGACUUCCGUAUUCCGCCGAUUUCGAUCGGGCAGAGAUUUCUGUUCAGAUCCAUUCAAACAGCUUCUCCUGCGGGUACUGUCGGCUCGGAGAGUGCGAAGAAGGUGGAGGAAGCUAAACCGGAUGGAGGCGAGAAAUCUGGUGGGAGUUCAGAGCAAGGCGGCGAACCUGGGAAACCUGUUCGCGGUGGGCCCGUGUCGUGGCUGAGUUUUGUGUUGCUGGCCCUAACUGGAGCCGGAAUCAUAUUCUAUUACGACAGGGAAAAGAAAAAACACAUUGAAGAAAUAAAUAAGAGUUCUCAAGCUGUGAAAGAGGGGCCAUCAGCAGGAAAAGCAGCCAUUGGAGGACCUUUUACACUUGUCAACCAUGAAGGAAAGAAGGCUACAGAGAAAGAUUUCAUUGGGAAAUGGACAGUAAUGUACUUUGGUUUCACUCACUGUCCGGACAUUUGCCCAGAUGAACUGCAAAAGCUUGCCUCUGCAGUUGAAAAAAUAAAGAAGAAAGCAGGAUUCGAGAUUGUCCCAGUCUUUAUUUCGGUUGAUCCUGAGAGGGACACUGUCGAUCAAGUGCGGGAGUAUGUCAAAGAGUUUCAUCCGAAAUUAGUUGGAUUGACUGGCACACCAGCUGAUAUAAAGAAUGUUGCUCGUUCAUAUCGAGUUUAUUAUAUGAAGACUGAUGUAGAAGAUUCUGAUUAUCAAGUUGAUCACUCCAUCGUCAUGUACUUGAUGGGUCCUGAUAUGCAAUUCGUGAAAUUCUUUGGCAAAAAUCACGAUGAUGAGUCGCUUGCCGAUGGCAUCAUUAAGGAGAUAAAGCAGUACCAAGGACAACAGGUGAAAAAGGGAGCCCCAACCCCGUAGUAGUAGUGUUUUAGAGCUGUUUCUGAUAAUGUUCGAAUCCUUGCAAUUGGACGAGCUUCGUGCACGGAUUGAAUCUGCUUAUUUUGUGGAAGGUCAAACUCAAACAAGAGAUUUAUAUAUGCAACGGCGUAGCAGGUUGUGGAAGAAAAACCUUGUUAGGAUCGAGACACGUUAUUUUUAAUGUGUUCCGAAAGUUUUAAAACCCAUUCUGCUUUAUAGGAUGCAAGCCUCUGUUGUUUCCUGCGUCUGUGCUUUAUUAUGGUCUUUUAUUCAGUUGGUUUCUUAGUUUACAUGGACAACAGCCAAAUCGGAUACGAACAAUCGAACAGGUAGCUUCUACAUUAUGGUUUCUACUGUUAAUGCUUUGUUUUUCUUAUUCAAUUGGCUAGUGUGUCGGUUUCCUGAGCGUUCGUUCGAGUUUAGUCAUUCUUGGUCUCUGUCGCUCGUCGAGAGAUAUCCAGUUGGACGGCCUGAAGAUUUGUGCACAUCUUGGACGGCCUGAAGAUUUUGAUGGUAUGAGAAGAGAAAUGGUAUACAAGUAUAGAACAUCCGUUCGUAUGGUAACAUGAGAAGCAAACAACGAAAAACAUGGGCGUAUUAGGGAAUGCCUGCUGCAGAAGAUUUCAUAAGGGACAGUAUCCUACCUAGAUUGAAAGUCGCUUUUGUUUAUGGGUUGGUUGUUUUGCUUUUAGGUUGUUUAAAGCUUGAACCCAACGAUGAAAUAUAUAAUUCGAGGCAUCCACUAUCCCAAAAAAGGGACGGGGGGAAUCGAAGCAGAUCUGAUGCACCACUGCUGCCGAAACGUUAGUGGGAGAUGUAUGCGGAUUCCGCUGAUAACAUAAUCCCAUCGGAUUCUUCAUUAAUUCCAAAAAAUCUCCUCCAUCUAUGCUGAUAUUCUUUUCUUUUGCUCCUGUGAGUCCACUGCCAUCCAUGGGGUUGCGAAUUGGGUUCUCGUAUUGUAGGUCGUAGCGGAAUGAUUCUUUCUUUCUACUCCCCGAAGAUUAGGGAUGGUAAUGGGUAGGUAACUAUCCGUAUCCGUUCCGUUGCAGGUUGGGUGCAAAUCGGAUAAUUUAUCAUGUGUCGCGAGUUGGGUCAGGUCGAUUCAAUGGGUAUGCAAUUUAUUUGGAAAGCCUUAGAAAUAUUCGUUAAUUUCAUUAUAAGACCAAAAAAACAAAUCAUAUUAUGAUAAAUGUAAUUAAAUUAUUGGAGAAAUUGAGGUUUUCACUAAUUUACAACUUUAUUAUAGCUAAAAUAUGAUGUAAUAAAAGGAAAAUCAUAAGUAAUUUGACUAAGAUACAAGUAUCUUAGGCAAGAACGGGUCGAGAAUGGGGCGGGUCAGGGCAGGUCGGGUCGAUGAGAGUACCCAUGUCCGCCUCGUCCCGCCUACAGGACUGGUCGGGUCGGGCCUGCCCAAAACAGGGCAAACAAGUCGGGUAAAAGGGAUCAGAUCGAAAUUGCCAUCCCAAGAUGACAAAUCUAAGGAACCGAUCCCAUAAAAAUUCCCUUAUCCAUCUAUGGUGAUAUAAAUUACUUAUAUUAAAACAUAUACUUGCACUUCCGAGAAAUUUUAGGAUAUGAAAGAGGAUCAUGUAAGAUCAAAGGUGGAAUGACUUUCAUGAAUGAAUGUCACUUUCAAUG